Messenger RNA from Cokeromyces recurvatus, 1736 nucleotides. Its product is annotated as tRNA synthetases class I (M)-domain-containing protein. NCBI's taxonomy places the organism in Eukaryota, Fungi, Mucoromycota, Mucoromycetes, Mucorales, Mucoraceae. Bases 112 to 1671 code for a protein of 519 amino acids. Gene Ontology annotation, molecular function: ATP binding; methionine-tRNA ligase activity. The record is from RefSeq and is a predicted model, not a curated record. Gene Ontology annotation, biological process: methionyl-tRNA aminoacylation. The transcript has 10 exons.
AAUCUCAGAAGAAAACCCAGAAAAGAAAAACAUAGAUGAUAUGCAUUUAUAUAGCUGUCAGGGGUCCUUUUAUAUUAUUAUUAUUUAUUACUUGUCAAUUAUUCAUACAAUAUGCAAGUUUUAAAAUUUUGGAAUACGUCAAAGCAAAAGUUAUACAAGCCAGAUUACAGGCUGAUAGCUAAAUGUGCUAGUUCUACAAAAGCAUUUGUAACAACCCCAAUAUACUAUGUUAAUGCAGCUCCUCACAUAGGACAUCUUUAUUCGACUGUUUUGGCCGAUACAAUUCGACGAAAUUAUAUAUUGCAUGGAAAGGAUGUAAUCAUGUCAACCGGUACUGAUGAACAUGGCUUAAAGAUUCAACAAGCAGCUAAUAAAAGAAAUAUGGAACCAAUCGAAUUUUGUAAUCAAGUUUCUGAGAGUUUUAAAACAUUAUGUAAAGCAGCUAAUGUUGAAUAUACUAGUUUUGAACGUACCACGAAUAAGCACCAUAAAGAGGCAGUCAAAGCAUUAUGGAAUAAAUUAUUGUUAAAUGGAUAUUUUUACAAAGGAAAACAUGAGGGAUGGUAUUCAAUAUCUGAUGAAGCAUUUUAUACAAAUAGUCAAGUUCAAGAAGUAAUCGAUGAAAAGACAGGACAAAAAAUAAUGGUAUCAAUAGAGACAGGUCAACCAGUAGAGUGGACAUCAGAGGAAAACUUCAAGUUUAGAUUAUCUGCCUUCAGAGAUCGUUUAUUAGAAUGGAUAGAGAAAAACCCUACAGUUAUUGUACCUAGCAAUAGAAGGAAUGAAGUCAUAUCAUUGUUAAAAUUAGGUCUAUCUGAUUUAUCGGUAUCAAGGUUGAGAUCUCGUCUUCAAUGGGGUAUUAAAGUACCAAACGAAUCCGAACAUACCAUUUAUGUUUGGCUGGAUGCAUUAACAAAUUAUCUUACUGCUACUGGUUAUCCAUGGCUUAAAGAUAUAAAAAAUAAGGAUGCAUUUCCGCCUGAUGUUCAAGUAAUUGGUAAAGACAUUAUAAGAUUUCAUGCUAUUUAUUGGCCGGCAUUCCUUAUGGCUGCAGAAUUGCCAUUACCUAAGCAAAUUUUAGCACAUGCUCAUUGGACGAUGGGUAAACAGAAAAUGUCCAAAAGUCGUGGAAAUGUAGUAAAUCCCUUUCAGAUAAUUAAAAAGUAUGGAGCUGACGCUGUUCGCUACUAUCUUGUUCGAGAUGGAGGUCUUGCAGAUGAUGGAGAUUAUUCUGAGGAAAUGAUUCAGACAAGAUAUAAAAAAGACUUGAUAGGACAAUUUGAUACAAUGAUACACAAUCAAAUAUUGGAAACUGCCAACAAUUUUAAUAAUGCGUUUGAAGAUCGUGAAUUUAGUAAAGCAUAUUCAUAUGUAUUCGAUAUGAUUUCUCAGGCAAAUAAAUAUUUUUCAGACAAUGAACCAUGGAGACUAGCUAAAAAUCCAGAAGAUAAGGAACGACUUGAUACAAUCUUAUUUUAUUCAUUAGAAGCUUGUAGAGUUGCUGGUAUUUUAUUGCAGCCUGUAAUGCCUUCCAAGAUGGCAUGUGUAUUAACUCGUUUAGGUGUAUCUUCGGAUAAAAGAUACUUUAAAGAUGCUACUCAAUUUGAUUUAACAAAAAGGCCAUUAGGUGAAACUGACAGUGUCUUGUUCCCCAAGUUGACUAUGACAUAAUAAUAGAAAUGAUAUACAUUCAAAGAUUUAACUUUUAUACAAUAAACUGUUGCAUAAUAAAUUUA